Messenger RNA from Solanum dulcamara, 1886 nucleotides. Its product is annotated as probable methyltransferase At1g29790. Gene Ontology annotation, molecular function: methyltransferase activity. The transcript is spliced from 2 exons. Lineage: Eukaryota; Viridiplantae; Streptophyta; Magnoliopsida; Solanales; Solanaceae. Bases 295 to 1416 code for a protein of 373 amino acids. The record is from RefSeq and is a predicted model, not a curated record.
UGCAAGUCCACACAGCAACUGCCCACUCACAUCUCAGAUCAAACAAAACAUUCACAUAUUUAUUACUAGGUAAAAGAGAAAAUCACCCUGAAAUUCAGACAUCAAAAAGUCGUCUUUCUUCAUAGAUCUAAAUACAAAUUUUUACAUUUAAUGUAAAUCCCUCUCUGAUGAGUGAUGAGUCGGUAGUAAUAGUAGUAGCAGUAAUAUAAAGCACAAAACUUUAUGCAUUUCUUGAACUUUUACACUCUUUAAAGUGUAUCAGCAAUCAAGAAAAUUUUGCAGGAGCACAAAAAAAUGGGGUUCACAAUGGGUCUAAAUUUGCUUCUAUUGGUAGUUAUGGUGGCUACCAACAUUCUUUCUUUGUAUCAUCUCUCUUCCAAUAUCCAAUCCAAGCCCCCUGUUGCUCCACCUGUUCCUGACCACCUUCUUCAUCAGCUUCAGACCAUACGCGCCACCAUUAACCACCUCACGCGUCUCCAGCCUCCAGCUCCUCCAUCUGCUAAAGCCAAGAAAUCUACAGUUACUAUCCCUUCUGAUCUCCUUCUUUACACUCAUUUAUCACCUAUUGCUUCUUCUUGUAAAGACAAUCCUGAUUUACUUCAUCAGUACAUGAACUACACACCCUUUAGUCUUUGCCCCUCAGAUUCUUCAGUAGCUGAGUCUCUUAUCCUUAGAGGGUGUCACCCUCUUCCAAGGAGGCGCUGUUUUUCAAGAACCCCUUCUAGUAUCCCGACUUCUCUGCCUAAAACCCCAUUUUCUGCAAUCCCUGAAAAGGCUUUGUUGUGGAACAGUUACACUUGCAAGAGCUUUUCUUGUUUGUCUCGGUCUAAUUUCAACAUGGGAUUUGAUAUGAAAGUUGAGCAAUCAAGAUACUUGGAUUAUAAAUCAGAUCUAGAUCUCCCAAUUCCACAGUUUCUUCAGCUCACUAAGACCUCAAAAAGUGUUAUUAGGCUGGCACUUGAUAUUGGGGGUGGUACAGGGACUUUUGCAGCACAAAUGAAGCUGCAUAAUGUGACUGUUGUGACUACAACAAUGAAUCUUGGUGCCCCUUAUAGUGAGACUGUGGCACUUAGGGGAUUGGUGCCUUUACAUGUGCCUUUGCAGCAGAGGCUGCCAGUGUUUGAUGGGGUGCUGGAUCUUGUGAGAUGUGGCCAUGCUGUGAAUAGGUGGAUUCCAGUGACUAUGAUGGAGUUCUUGCUUUUUGAUGUUGAUAGAGUGUUGAGGGCUGGUGGAUACCUCUGGUUGGACCAUUUCUUUAGUAAAAAAGCGGAUCUUGACAAGGUUUUUCAACCCUUGAUCUGGAAAUUGAACUACAAGAAGGUGAAGUGGGCAGUAGAAAUUAAGAAUGAUGCUAGUGGUGUGAAGAAUGGAGAAGUUUAUUUGACAGCUCUUCUUCAGAAGCCGCUUUCGAGAUGAGCAUCUAGUCCAGAUAACUCUGCUAGAUUCGCAUAAUUAUUUGAUGCCAAAUGCUAUGUUGUGUCAAGAUAUUUUCUUCUUCUCAAGGCGGAGAAUGUGAGUAGUCUGCAUUUGGGGGGGGAGAAGGAUCCAAACAAUAGAAAACUGUGCACCACAUAUAUACAGUCUGCAGCAAACAACAGUAGCUGCUCUAAUAGAUAGUUAUUUCCCUUCAUUCAUUUGUCAGUUUUGGUGUAAUCUUUACUGAUUUUGAAACUAUACAAGUGGAAAUCUGGUAAGAAAAAACAGAGCUGCAAGUUUGAAAAUGAUUAUUAUAAUUGUAAAGAUAUUGCAUGAAUGCAGGAGAAGGCUGCAUACAAUAAACCCUCAUAGUCCGGCCCUUCUCCGGACCCAUGCAUACCGGGAGCUUAGCGCUUUUUAAAUUGUAGAAAAGUGAGAGUGAAUUUGCAAUCCCCUCUGCCAUUCAACUA